Molecule: messenger RNA, 3142 nt
Organism: Manacus vitellinus (golden-collared manakin)
Lineage: Eukaryota; Metazoa; Chordata; Aves; Passeriformes; Pipridae
Gene: CLCN2
Product: chloride voltage-gated channel 2
Exons: 21
Coding region: 233-2695 (820 amino acids)
Biological process (GO): transmembrane transport; chloride transport
Cellular component (GO): membrane
Molecular function (GO): voltage-gated chloride channel activity
Source: RefSeq, a predicted model, not a curated record
CCUUAUCCACCUGGCUCCUUCCCACACCCUGCCUGGCAGGCAGGCACUCCCACAGGCACCACCGCCCCUUUGCCUGGGGGUGCCAUGGCUGCCUGUUUCCUCGCCUGGCACCUCCGGUGUUGGGAGGCCAUGCCAGUGUGCCCACUGCUCCCUUGACUCAGUUUCCCCACUUGGGUGCAGGAGCUGGGGUGCCAGCCCCCCAUAACACCCCUCUCUACUUCUUCUCUCCCAGAUGUAUGGACGUUACACUCAGGACUUGGGCACCUUUGCCAAGGAUGAGGCAGCCCGGCUGCGGCUGCAGGAGGGGGACACCCCUCGGCCCCGCCGGCCCUCCGAGCUGCUGGAGUACACCCAGGGCCGGUGUGCCCCUUGUCGCGUCUGCGCCUUGCAGUGCCAGCGGUUCCUCAUCUCCAAGGUGGGCGAGGACUGGGUCUUCCUCAUCCUGCUGGGGCUGGUCAUGGCACUGGUCAGCUGGGCCAUGGACUUUGCCAUUGCCACCUGCCUCCAAGCUCAGAAGUGGAUGUAUGGGGGCCUGGACACCAACGUGCUGCUGCAGUACAUGGCCUGGGUCACCUACCCUACUGUGCUCAUCACUUUCUCAGCCGGCUUCACCCAGAUCCUUGCCCCCCAGGCCGUGGGCUCAGGCAUCCCCGAGAUGAAGACCAUCCUGCGGGGCGUCGUGCUGAAGGAGUACCUCACCCUCAAGACCUUUGUGGCCAAGGUGAUCGGGCUGACAUGUGCCCUGGGCAGCGGCAUGCCCCUGGGCAAGGAGGGUCCCUUUGUCCACAUCGCCAGCAUGUGUGCAGCCCUGCUCAGCCGCUUCCUCUCCCUCUUCGGGGGCUUCUACGAGAAUGAGGCAAGGAACAUUGAAAUGCUGGCAGCCGCCUGCGCCGUCGGUGUCGGCUGCUGUUUCGCCGCCCCCAUUGGAGGCGUCCUCUUCAGCAUUGAGGUCACCUCCACCUUCUUCGCUGUCCGCAACUACUGGCGCGGCUUCUUAGCUGCCACCUUCAGUGCCUUCAUCUUCCGUGUCCUCGCUGUCUGGAACAAGGAUGAAGAGACAAUCACGGCACUGUUCAAAACCCGCUUCCGUCUCGACUUCCCCUUCGACCUGCAGGAGCUGCCUGCCUUCGCUGUCAUCGGGAUCGCCAGCGGCUUCGGGGGCGCGCUCUUCGUCUACCUCAACCGCAAAAUCGUGCAGUUCAUGCGUCGUCAGAAGACCAUCAACCGCUUCCUCAUGAAGAAGCGCCUGCUCUUCCCUGCCUUGGUGACACUGAUCAUCUCCACGCUGACCUUCCCACCUGGCUUUGGACAGUUCAUGGCUGGCCAGCUCACCCAGAAGGACACCCUGGUGACGCUCUUUGACAACCAGACGUGGGCCAAGCAGGGGCUCAGUGAUGAGUUCGAAUACUUGGGCAUCCUGGAGGCCUGGCGCCAUCCCCGCUCCAACGUCUUCGUCACCCUUGUUGUCUUUAUCCUCAUGAAGUUCUGGAUGUCAGCCCUGGCCACCACCAUCCCAGUGCCCUGUGGAGCCUUCAUGCCUGUCUUUGUCAUUGGGGCAGCCUUCGGGCGCCUGGUGGGGGAGAGCAUGGCAGCCUGGUUCCCUGAUGGCAUCCACACAGAGAGCAACACCUACCGCAUUGUGCCAGGGGGCUACGCCGUGGUGGGGGCGGCUGCACUGUCGGGUGCUGUCACCCACACGGUGUCCACGGCCGUCAUCGUCUUCGAGCUGACGGGGCAGAUCUCGCACAUCCUGCCUGUCAUGAUUGCUGUCAUCCUGGCCAAUGCCGUGGCUCAGAGCCUCCAGCCCUCCCUCUACGACAGCAUCAUCCGCAUCAAGAAGCUGCCCUACCUCCCUGAGCUGGGCUGGGGCCACCACGAGAAAUACAACGUGCGGGUGGAAGACAUCAUGGUGCGGGACAUCCGCUACGUCACCCUCAACUGCAGGUACCGGGACCUGCAGCAGGUCCUGCACAGCACCAAGAUGAAGAACCUGCCGCUGGUGGAGUCAGCCGAGUCCAUGAUCCUGCUGGCCCAUUCCUACCUGUCCCUGCCCAUCCCAUCCCAUCCCUGCCCAUACCUGCCCAUCUCUCCCCAUCCAAGCCCAUCCCAUCACAUCACAUCCCAUUCCAUCCCACCUCAUUCCAUCCCAUCCUACUCCACUCCACGCCCUGUCCUAACUCCGCCAUCUCUCCCACGGUGCCAGGCCCAGGGCACAGCCUAUCACAAGGCCAAACGCGUCCGCAUUUCCAUUGUGGAGGAGAUGAUCCUGGGUGACAAGAUGACCCCAGCAGAGAUCCUGGAGUGGGAAGAGCAGCAGCUGGACCAGCUGGUGGACUUCAGCAGCGCCAAGAUCGACCCUGCACCCUUCCAGCUGGUGGAGCACACCUCACUACACAAGACCCACACCAUCUUCUCGCUGCUGGGCUUGGACCACGCGUUUGUCACCAGCAUCGGGCGCCUGGUGGGCAUGGUGUCCCUCAAGGAGCUGCGCAAGGCCAUUGAGGGCUCAGUGACGGCCAAGGGGGUGAAGGUGCGCCCACCGCUCGCCAGCUUCCGUGACAGCACCGCCAGCACCAGCGACGCCGACACCACAGCCCUGCGCCAGCUCUGGGACCGCCACCAGCACCACCCCAUGCCCCGCGAGGCCAGUCCUGGGGGCGAGGAUGAUGAUGAUGACACUCCCAAGGGGCAGUGAGUCCCUUGAGGUCCCACCUGUGUCACCAGAAGCUGCAGGGGCCCCUGGCAGGUGCCAGGGAAUGCCUGCCCUGUGCCCACUCACACCAGGCUCAGCACAGGAGUGGGCACCCUCAAUCCAGUGCCGCUGCCCCCUCCCUGUGCUGGGGAUAGGUUGGGUGCCCCCCAGCCUGCCCCUGCUCCCCAACUACCUGCCAGCUCUUGGGGCUUCCCACUUUGCUACCUCUGCACUCUCCAAACCCCCUGGUGCCCCCUGGAAGGGCCACUGCCCCUACCCCUCCAUGGGCACCACAGUGUCCCUGCUUGGGGUGGCCCAGGGAGGCAGAGGGGCAUCAGAUCAGGAUGCCUGCAGGGACAGGGGUGGGCACUGCCCCCUGUCCUCAGCGCCUCCUAGCUGGGAAUGGGGGGUCCUGCUGCCUAUCUGCUGGGCACCCCUCCCCCUGUAAAU